AGAUGUCAGCUGCACUGCAGAGAUAACGGACGAACACUUAGCGAGAGCUCGCGAGCGCAGGGAAGUAUCAAGUCUUCACCAAAAGCUCCUCAAAAACCUGGAUAAAGUAAUGAGGUAGACGCUCGGACAACUGGGAAUUAUCACAACUGGUUGGGAAAGACUGACGAGGCCUCGGUGAAAAUGGACCAGGAGUUUGUAGACAUAGAUUCAGAGGGCCGGUGGCAGAAACUCUACCUUGUAAGUCUGUUAGCAUAGUUAGCAUGGAGCUAACAUAAACACUACAUGAAGCGUGUGUUCACUACAGCAAGAUAACUCUGUGAUAAGCUUUUGAAAUGUGUAGCUUAUAUCAUCCACGCUCAUUUAAAGUUAGUUUCUUUUUUGUUUGGUGUUUGUUUCGCUUUUGUUUGUUUUGUUCCCUCACUGCUGCACUCUCAAUGUGUAAGGUACAAUUACCAGGAACAGUAAAAGAAGAAUAAUCAGGUGUUUAUAUCUCAUUGUCACGGGAUUUACUACUCUUUCAGACUUGUUUGACUUGUUUAUUGCCUGUAGUAGGAACCUAUUAUGAGUGUAUGUUGUGUUCAGGGCUGCACACUGUGGUUUGUUGACACAGUAUGAUCACAAAUCAAUGUUUUUAUGCUUUCAGGAAAUUAGGAAUCAGUCCCAUGAGUGCUCCUACAAGGUGGCAAAGUAUCCUGAGAACCGCAAUCGGAACAGAUACAGAGACGUCAGUCCAUGUAGGUAAACUUUUGGGGUAUUUUCACGCUCAUUCCUCCAAAACUCAAAUCCUAUCUGUCAAUUGAGAACUGAAUUUUCUCGUUUUCAUGCUGUUUGCAGUCGAUCACAGCCGGGUGAAGCUGGAGAACUCAGAGAAUGAUUACAUCAACGCAAGUUUGGUAACAAUGGAAGAAGCCCAGAGGAGUUAUAUACUGACACAGGCAAGUCCAACACUUUAUAUUCCUGAAAACAAAGUGAUUAUACAAAUAUUUUGCUCUUGAAAUAUAAUGACAUGUAUCAGACCAAAAAACUAAUUUGACUUCUAAACAAGCUCUUCACCAAAUCAACCAGAACUUGUGCAACUUUAGUUCUGUUUUUAUGAUUUAUUAACCAAACAGGAUGAAGUCCUACGAGCAAUAUUACUGUAAAUACAUUUUCAGUUCCUACUAGUUCCCAUUAGAGGUUAAAAGUUAUCAGAAAUCUUGUAUCUGACAUACUGAUAUGAAAACCAACGAGUGUCACAAUAGUGAAAUCAGAUUGGCUGAUUGAGGCGGUUUCACUUUCAUGACUGCAUGCUGACUUAUGUUUGAACGCGUCGUGUCACUGAGCACAAGGAUUGCAUGAAAAGGGCGCUGGUUUCUGAAACACUGAGCAUUGAGUUAAGAGUCACUGUGAAUGUUUUGAGAGCCAUCCUUUGUAAUUAUGUGGCCAUGCAGCAAAAACUUGAACACAGCUGCUGAAAGUUUGCCUUAUUUUUUUUAGCUACUUCGUGGUUAGUAGAAACUUUUUUACUUCUCAAAACAGCAAUUCAAGAUUUUUCAUUAUAUCCAUGGAUGUAAUAAAGAUAAAGCUAUAAUAUAUGUUUUGUAUAAAAUAUAGUUUGGAAUUUCGCCCUGUGGGACUAAUAAAUGAACAUCUUAUCUUAUAGUAUAUUUUAAUUGUCAAUACAGUUAAUGGUUGAGUGAAAGUACAAAGUUCCUAACGCUAUCAGGACAUCGGGAAUGAUAGUAGGCUUAUGUCUCGUUAGAUCUGCCUGUUAUGUACAGCACAUGCCACUGUUGUCCUCCCUCUUUUGCUGCCAAGAUGUUUUGUGUGCAUUUGUUAUGUGUCUGUUGAUGCUGUCCUUGUUGCUGUUGAUCUGUUUUUUGUACACGAUGAGACUAAAGACAGAUUUCCACUUGUGGAUAAUGAACGAACGGACGAACGAAUGAAAAUAAAAAAAAAAACAGUGAUAUCAGUCAAUGUGUGUUAAUCUUAAGAGACUAAGAGAUUGUUUUUAAACUUAAAAUUUUCACUUCAUGAUCAGUAAUGGGAUAAUAUUUAAUUUUUAAUACAUUUUAAUAAACUAACAUUUAAGCUCCUGUGAGGAAUUUAAAGCAACAAUAAGUAUGUUUCCGUGCACAGUUAAGUUGAGUGGCGGUCGUAGCGCCAGUAGGAGAUUUCACUGGGCUACUGGUUUUGUUUCAGUUUACAUGUGCUGGGGACGGCUUGAAUUAUUGACAGAAGUGAGUUCUCUUACGCUACGGCAGGUAGCUACAUGCCCCCUUCACUGUUACAUGUAAAGGUUUUGUUUACAAUCGGACUUCCUACCAACGCACUGGAGCUUUUCAACUUCCAGUUCGAACUCAGAGUUUGACCUCUGUAAACACGGAGCACUAUGUUUAGGCUAGUUUCAGUCCACCUCAGCCCUAUAUGUGAAGGAGAAAAUCAAUCCCCCUCUACCUCUCUAUCUUGGUAUUAUAGUCUGACUCACAGGAGCUUUAAUGUGUGCCUUAUUUUGGUUGCGUUAUCAUCACAGCCCUGAUGUUUGCUUCAAAGAUAAGAAGUCCAUUUUUAGAGUCAGCAUUGUUUUCAACAGAGCUACUUUCUUAUCAAACAACUUUGUAUUUAGUGACAUAAUAACAACAGUCACAUGGCAUUUUGGAUGAAAUCAUAGUUGAUUAAAUUCUAACUGAAUCAGUGAGUUUUAUUUUUUAAACGAGAUAGACCACUACAGCUCUUAAAAUUAUACUGACCUUUAAAUCAGGGAACAUCAAGGGAAGAGCACGGAGAGAAUAAAAAUGCCAUUGUCAUAGUUUUUUAAUGCUGCAAAUGUUAAGCUUGAAUAAUAAUAUUUUACUGGUAAAUAGUUCUGUCAUUAAUGAGCGUUGUAAAUUAUUUAUCCGUGAAAAGAAGGUCAUCGAUAACAGAAGCAGAACUCGGGGGGGCUUUUUCAGCCCACACAGCUUUAAAUAACUUCCUGUCUCGGGAAAAUGAAUGGGCAAAAUAGCACGUCUUUGUGUAAUUCUUUGAAUAAAAACCGAUGAUAGGAAAGAGAGAAAGAGACUCUAGUCCAGACAGUUUGGGCACAAGGAUGAUGAGAUAUCAUCUGAUGAUAUAGCGUCCCGCUUCUCCUGGAAAGAUUAAAAUAAAAUGUGUAAAAAAAGUCAAAACUUGUGGGUCUUACAUGGUUCUGUGUAUUGAAGAUCUGUAUCUCUUAAUAAUCGAAACUUAUGCUAAGUUACUGCGAAUGUUUUAUGCGGUUUCAUCAAUCUAAAUUUGUAACAUCCUCAUUUAGAUGUCAACAAACAGUGUUGCUUUGACAGCAUGUCAGUAUUUUCCUCACCUCUGUGACAUUUACACAUAUUUCAGUCUCACAGGCUGUAGUUUUCUCAGUUUCACCACAUGCUGACCUUUUAUCGUCCUGACCUUUUUAAUAAACCAGACAGCCUCUGUGCAGAUGUUAAUCUGUCUAUCAGUUCAUAAUUUAAGUGGUGAUGAUGAUAUUGUUUGAGAAGAAAAUAUUACACACUUUUCCUUUUGUAAAUGACUCUCUGCUACCUUAUUUGACCCAUGCUAAACAAAGUGUGUAUGUGUGUGUUUGUUGUCAUUAGGGCCCCCUCAGAAACACCUGUGGCCACUUUUGGCUCAUGAUCUGGGAACAGAAAACCAAGGCAGUCAUCAUGCUCAACAGAGUCAUUGAGAAAGGCUCGGUAAGAAAAAAAUACAUUUUUUUUAUUGUUCUGUUAUUUUGUAUUUUCUUUUGUUAUAUGUACUGAUAUAUGAGGUGUAAAUGACAAAAGGUUAAAGUGUGUAACCCUCACAUUGAAUUCUCUGUUUGCUUCGCUAUCUGUAAAAAAAUCUAUAAAAAAUUGUUCACAAAAAAAAAAUAUAUAUAUGCAUUUUUCUAGUGCACACAGACUACAGGAAUACACACGCACACACACAUACACACACACACAAACUGUUUAGGUUCGCAGCCUGCUGAGUGUGUGAAAUGACUUAAGCAGCUUGUUUGAUUAAUCCUGAUUUCUAUUUAAUGGUCUACUGUGAAGCGUCUCUCUCCUCUAAGUAGGAUAACAGGAAUUCAGUGUUUUGAUAAUGCGCUCACAGAUUUCUGGGAGGGAACAUGGAUAUAGCGCAACUCCUUUUAUUCCCUGUGAUCCCGCAGUGUGCUGAUUAAACACACACAGACAUACUUACGCUCAGUCUCGCUCUUGCGGAGCAUCUGGGAUCUCUCUCUCUCUCUCUCUCUCUCUCCCUUUCUUCCUCUCUCCCACUUAAGCAGCUGUAAAGGCUCUUGCUCAACUAUGAGAUCCACUCUCUCACUGUUUUCUUUGGAAGAGACGUUUCAGGGCUCUUCGUGUGUAAGUGUUGUUAUCCCUCUGGGGAUUUUCAAUAAAGGCUGACGCUCCUGUCCUGUAAAGGAAUUGUUACAUAACAAACUUCCCAAAACCGCUUUGAUCAUCAUCUGUUUACUCUGAAAAACACACUGAGGAUAUUUGAAUUAUUCCUCAUAGUAUUUGGCCGCAGAGCGUACAAAUGGCUCACUGGUGUCUAAAAAAAUGGUGAAGUAUUCUGGUUUGAUGUGCAUGACAACGUCAGGAAUGGUUUUGGACUUGAGCCAGUGCUUUUGUAGGCUUGCAGUUUUGUAACGGUGAGAAAAUGAACCAUUAUUGCACAAGUCGUUUCAACAUCCUAACUACAGUUAUUAAUUUCAACGCAUGUGUUAAAUUAUGUAAAAGGAGCCUGUUGUUGUUGCUGCUGCCUCUGUUGCUGUGUAGGUGAGUGUAACUGUGCAGGUAUGUGUGAUAUGUGUAGGGAUGGGCGAGUACAGGUACCAGGUAUUGGUAUCGGGGCCAACGCCGGCCUUAUUUUAAUGUAGGGAGUACUCCUGAAGGCUGAUGCCAAACGUCAACUAAUUCCUUUUCGCCAGAUGUUGGCGUGUAACAUCCCAGCUCGGAAAGGGGAAAGGACGUAACAUAAACCCCGGUUUAGUUGUUGUAAAAAUUGAUAUGUACUUGCAAAAUAAAUAAGUUCCAAUUUAAGUUUGAGGUGAAAAAACAAAAAGAAUAACAAAUACUGCUCAAAGAAACAACAAAUGCAACAAAAAGCGACUCUGAACUAGAGUGAGAAACCAAAAUCCUUAAUCAAAUUAACUCAACUAGCAGUUAAACAAUCGAAGGAUGAGCAGCUCCCCAAUUCUUUACAAGAGGAUUACAAAAAGAAAUACACAAUGUCGCCUCCACGGCAAUUAACACACACACACGGGGAUCUCCCUAACAAAAUGUCUAAAUGUUUGAACGCGAGUGUCUGCCCCCGAGCACUCCAAUCGGCAGCCUCUUCAAUAGACAACCCCCCUCUAGGCCUGGACGAUAUAGAAAAAAAGCAUAUCGAUAAAAAAUAAAUCAUAUUGAUCGAUAUCGAUAAUUAUCGAUAAAAUUAUAAUUAUUUAACAUAUAUUUUAAUUGCAGCCCUGGAUGUUUUAUGCUAUUGCUUAAUGACCUACUUUUAAUAAAGAACACACAAGCACUGAAUUCAAAUUCAAACCUUUAUUCAACCACCUUUUUUAUUUUACCACAACUGAAAGUUUUUUAAAAAAGAACUAAAAAAAAAAGAAAUCAACUUAAGUGGCCUGAGUGACGUCAGUAAAUACUGACAAACAUAAAGACUAAAGUGACCAGAAAAUCUGAUAAAUAAAUAUUUAAAUAGUCUUUUGAUGAAAAUAAACAAAACAAACAAAUAUAUAAAUAAACAGAAUAGCUUUAGGUGGGAAUAGCAUACUACCAGUUUUAACUGUGUGGGAAACUGCCCACAGCCUGGUGUCUGAACACUGAAAUAUUUCUCCCGGGGUCGGGAGAUUUAUUUUUUUUAAUUAUCAUGUGAUUGACUUAAUACACAAACUAAGCACGAGAAGCAGGACUUAUCCACGCCGGUGUUGUGUCGUAGAAUGCACCCCUGCCGGAUGCACCCCCUGCUAGUAGCCAUGAUCCAAAUACUCGCGUCUUUGUAAAAUAUGAGCUCAUUUGAACGUAUUUCCUCCGCACCCUUCUCACCUUUUCAACCUCUGACCCAUUUUCAUGCCUGAAGCGCUGUGUUUGAGAAAUACUUACGGCCGGGCACUUCAUAUCGCUGGUCGAAGCCAGGCUUUUCAACGGUAGUUAUUGGCAGUAUGUCCCUCGCUAUGAAGCAUGUUACUGCAUGGGUGAUGUCCUUAUGCCGCUCGGACGCUUUGUCGUAUUUUGACAAGAAACGAAGUCCAGUUUGGUCUGCUUCACAUGCUUUGUGCCGGUGCUGGCAGCGGUUCCAGAGGAUUCCUCCUCCGACGACGACGUGGAGCCGCGGCGCGGCCGACACAGCUCGUACUCCUGCGGGUGCGACCGGUUUAGAUGGUAAAACAAGUCGGUUGUGUUACCAGACUUGGUUUUUACUAAUUCUCUGCAAAUUUUUGUCAGACCUCUAAAAACCAAAACACUGCCAUGCUGGAGAACUACUGAGACCUUUUUUCGGGACAAUGUCCUCCGCUUCUCCUUGCUGUAUCAUUUUUUCUAAUACACGUGCUGUCUGUUGUGGUUUGAUAGGGGCUGGGCUUGGUGCCGUAGCGUACCUGGGUCUGCGUUUGUGAUUGGUUGGGAGGAAGUAAUGACUGUAGUAAAAGCUACAUGAGAGGCUAUGAUGAAAAAGAAAGGGAAACUGUGUUUUUCUAUCGAACUUUUUAUCGACCCGUUUUUUUUCUAUCGCACCACACGUCUAUCGAUCGAUAUAUAUUGUUAUCGAAUUAUCGUCCAGCACUACCCCCCUCCGAUUGGUCCUGCCGACGCGGCCCAUUAUCCAAUCCGGGGCUGUCCUGUAGGGUCACAUCCACUCGUACACACACACACACACACACACAAAGAGACACUACCUAACAUGGUAAAAGGCAGCACAGGUAGCUUCCCUGAGAGAAGGGACACAGCUGCAGCCGUAACAUGGCGCUACACUGCUGUGGUUUGACACCAUGGGGAAUCGUCAUCAUGUGAAGUACCUUUGUAAAUGCAGGUUAUCAAACACCUUGAAUAUAAAAUAUGUCAGAAAUCUGUGUGCUGCAAAAGUGAUCCAAUAUAAAUGUUAUCAAAAUACCAACUUUGAAAAGUGGGUUUUUAAGAGUAUUUUGAAGAAGUUCUCAGAUUCAGAUGGUUACGGGUUCGAGGAGAGUUUCAAAGUCUGGGUACCACGACAGCAAAUGAGCCGUUACCGUGUCUCUGUUUGAGGUUUUGUUUGUUCCACCAACAAAGGUGCUAUGGUUACAUGGUCUGAGAGGGCGCCUCAGAGUGUGAGGGGUUAAAAGGUCCGAGGUAUGAACCGGUACUGAGGCACUGAAUGCUGUAAAAGGAGCUUCUCUAAAUCUGCGUUUCAUAUUAUUGUCAGCUGGCACAGUCAGGUUGAAAUUGGUGUAUUUUGUUCCAUGUGGUUAGAAGCUGAAGUCACCUCAUAGCAGAUUGAUGCAUGCAUGAAUGAUGAGUUGAAGUGUGGUUAAAAUUGGCCCCGUUUUUGCAACACUAACCUGUUGACAUCAAAAGAGCCGUACCAAUUUGUGAUCAUGAUCAAAUAGCAAUUGAUGGCCUUAUUAAAAACAAACAGUCCAAUAUGACGUCAGCUGUUUUUACCGCAAGUCCACCCAGACUGCCUAGCUAACUUGUGCUUUUCAUCAUGUGCCUUUUUUUAUUGUAAGACAUUGACCUCAUUAUGGUUACUCUAACCAGAACUGUUUUUCUUUCUUUUGCUAGGAAAAAUGUGCCCAGUAUUGGCCGUCAGCUGAAGAGAGAGAGAUGGCCUUCAGAGACACGCGGUUCCUGGUCACACUCUUGUCAGAAGACAUCAAGUCUUACUACACUACCAGAGUUCUGGAGCUGCAAAAUCUGAGUGUAAGACUCGAGUUUGACUUGGCACGAGGGGAAGAUUUGGCAAAUGGGAGUUGUAAUGGUGAAUGUUCGUCACAGUAAGAGGCAUCACAUGUGACUCUGCUGUCUGAGACUUCUGUAAACAGGCAAAAAGGGAAAACAGGAAACAUGCUGUAAUUAGAAAUGUUUUACCGCAAAUUACAAUUUUAUAAUUCCUCAAACUUGAAUCUUUGUGAUCUCUGUUUGAACCUUUUUUACAUUCAGAAAUAAAUCGAGUUGUUAACCGUUUGUUGCAUCAGGUUUUUAUGACCCUCACUAUUGUGCGAAUUGAAAGUGAAACUUCUGGGCACGGUUGUUUAAUUCAGCCACCUGAGACUUUUACAGUAACUGCAGAUGUUUUAAAAGCUUCGCAAAUUUUCUACCUACUUGACCUGAUUUUGUUUUUCUGCUUUCACAGACAGGAGAGAAGAGAGAAAUCUAUCAUUUUCAUUACACCACGUGGCCUGACUUUGGCGUCCCGGAGUCUCCAGCAUCCUUCCUGAACUUUCUUUUCAAAGUGCGAGAGUCGGAAGCGUUGGAGGUGGAUCACGGUCCAGCUGUGGUGCACUGUAGCGCUGGAAUCGGUCGCUCAGGGACUUUUUCAUUGGUCGAUACAUGUGUGGUUUUGGUGAGUGCAUCUUCUUUGUUCUGAAUGAGCUUGUAAUGUUUGCUUUUAUUGGCCAAAAUCCAGAUGAAUUUGAGAUCAGAGUCUCGUUUAGUCAUGUUGUUGCAGCUGAAAUUGAGAAGUCAAAGAUGUGCUGAUGUAGACGUUGAUGGUGUGUUACCCAAGAUUGUCACAGACUUACAUUUUGGAACAUUGUAUGUAUGUGUGAGUCAGUUUACAUUACUGUCACACACAGAUGGACAAGAGGAAAGACCCGUCUUCGGUGGACAUCAAAAGCAUUCUGUUGGACAUGAGGAAGUACCGCAUGGGCCUGAUCCAGACCCCUGACCAGCUGCGCUUCUCCUACAUGGCCGUCCUUGAAGGAGCCAAGUACAUCAAAGGAGACUCGUCCGUACAGGUAGCUGCACCACCUCACAGUCAACACCUGUACCAACUGUGACACUUUUACCGUAUUCUGUGUUUACCAUCAAGAUAAAGAUAUUUGCAUAAUCUUCUUUCAACACAGCCUGGAAACUCCUCCUUGAAAGACUUCCCAUUAGAAGCCUCCCUAUUAGAAACUUUGAGGCUGAAAGUGAAAUUCUUUCACAUCAUCAUUUCUCAUCCUUUCCUAGUUCUUGCGGUAACACUCAUAGGUGGAGCUUCCUGAGGCUUAUUGACCUCUGUUAGAAAAAAAAAAAACAGUAAUUAUAAACUGUUUUUUAUCUAGCUGUCCUGCUUUUCGUCUGCAUCAUUUUGCGGUUUGUACAAAGCCAUCUCUUCGGCUGAUCAAUCUAGUUUGAAGAUAAAUUUGCUACAUGGAUAAAAAACCUUUGAGAAUUUGAUGUGUCUUUCUUAAAUCAACCUUUAUUUGUAUGAAAAGAAUUCAAAUUUCAGACUGAAUUAACUUCUACUUGUCUCUGUUUUCUCCACCCGUGUAGAACCGGUGGCGGGAGUUAUCCAGGGAGGAUCAGGAGCCCAUAUCGGAGUCGCCCCCCUCAGCUCAGCCUCAGAGCAGAUGUCCAACAGAGCGCUGCAAUGGGAGCCAGCGAGGGAGUCAGCCGGAGGAGGAGGGGGGCGGGGACUACAGACAGGACGGAAAAGUACCUGCACAGUCUCCCUGCAAGGAACAGGAGCUGGACGGGAGCACAGCACAGUGAGUUUAUCAGAAAAACAAACACCUGGAUGAUUAUAAGCUGAUCAACAACCUGAAUAGGUUUUACGUGACGACCUAACUGAAGUGUCAAUAAAUUAAAGUUGAGGAUUUACAUAAAAUUUCAUUUAAAACCCACUACUCCCCACAUUUCGAUAAUUGUAAAAUCUGCUUUUCUUUAUUGAUUCCCCCAAAAAACCCAUCAUACAUUUUUUUUCUCUACACUUUGAAGAUGUAAAUCGACCAUGCAUUAGACAGGUAUAUUAUUAAAUUGAUUAAAAUUUCAAAAGAUUUCCCAUGCAUCCUCCCACACAACCCCCACCCACCAGUCCUUCUGGCCAUCCCCACUAAUCCGCCCAAAUCCAGAUCUUCACAACAAUCAUCAUCCGAUGGCUUGUUUGUCCAACAAAGGAUUAAAAGAAUACAAGCAAUAGUGCACAAUGUCCUGAUAGAAAUGAGUAAAGUAUUGAUUUUAGACAGAGAGGAAAAAUGAGGGGGACAUGAUGAAUUCACAGAAAUAAAACUGAGUCAAACCUGAAUCUGUUUUUAAAGAAAAUAAACAUCAAAAAUAAAGUAAUAAUCAGCUGAACUAAAACCAAAGGUAGGGUAAGGGUGCAACAUUUUAAAGUGCUUUUUUGGGAAUAAGAAAAUAACUUUAAAGUUGGCUCAUUGAUUGUCUACAAUGUUUUUUUCCUUUCUGUCUUUUUGUGCAGCAAACGACGCAGAGAAGACAGCCUCUCCAAAUCAGCCUCAGCCAAAACACCCCAAAGCAAGCCUAGGACGAAUGACUCAGAGAAGAAGAGAAAAAGGUGAACACUUCCUUUGGUCAAAUCCGACUGUUUUUUUGUCAUGUUACAUCACAGUGCCGCUUUUGUUUUUAAUUCUAGUCACACACCAAGAUCUGGAUCUAUUCUAGUCUCGUACUGCAGCUGCUAUUGCACAAUACUUUUUUAAAAGUUUGAAUUUAGGCGGAAAAGAAGCAGCAUUUUACUUCCGAAUUUUAACGGUAAGAGAAAUCUCAAGGAGGAAAAGGUAUGAGUCAGAAUUCAACCUUAGUUAUUUUCAGACAGCGAAGGCUUUCCUGGUGCAUGACUCAACCUCUUAAUAGCAGAAGCUAACCUUAUGCAGAGUUUAGCCUUCAAUUUCUCUGUUUUCUCUAAAAAUUCUCAGUCGUUCAGAGUGGAGCCUUUUGUUCAACUAACUGACAUUUACUUCAGCGAGCGAGACCUGAUGAAGCACUUUAAUUCUGAUGAGUGUGCACCUCCUGAGAACGGCUCACCCAGUCAUUUCUGAGAAGCGGUCCUUUGUUGUGUGUGACAUGUCAGUAUGUUCCAGUAAUCGAUGCCCCUGAGUUGUUGCCAUAUCUGACGAGGUCUUACUCUACUGUUGUGGUUCUUCUCGGACAGCUUGGGCUGCAUGUGCUGCACAUGACAAGAGCUGGCCUGUCCAGCGGGGGGCAGUGUGUUUUUACCCCCCACUGUGGCAGCAACAACCACCAAGGAGAGCGCAUUUACAGGGUGAAAAAGAAAAAAAGAAAAACGCUGCUCUGUUACUCAGAGGUGUGUGUGUGUGUGCGCCUGGUGUCUGCUGUGUCGAAGUUUCGGUUGAGGUUUUGUUCUUGUUUUUGAGAUUUGCUUCACUCGUGUGGUUUUGGAGUUUGGUUAACUUUGGCUGCACUUGAGCAUGGUGUUUGUGUGUGGCGUGUGUAUGUGUACAUCUGUGGUUUUUGGUUGUUGAAGCUCUGAAAUGUCACUUUGGGUUUGGAAUAUUGCAGGGCUCUUAUCUGUACCGUGCAACUUGCAUUGAAAGUGUUGGCACCUUUUGUCAGUUUCGGAAUCUUUCCACAUGUUUCCGAUCAUAUUUUAUCGCCCGAGUAUCAACGUUUCACUUCUUCAUACAACUGCAAUUUUAGCUCUCUAGGACUGAGAAUUUUAUUACCGUUAAUGGUCUUGGUAAUUAAGUCGAGAAACAAUAGAUGCCUUCUUGUCCUGACUGAUUCUGCUCGUCUACCACGCCAACGUGUAUAGUCCUGUUUCAGUUUGUUGCAUGUUCCUCUGGUUUUCCUGAAGUUUGAAACCAACAGAGCUGCUCAUGAGGUCUUAAAGAUGUUAGCAUGGCUGUGUGCUUGCUAGCUUGUGAGGGUUUUGGCCUGUGAAUGUCAGGUUAGUUUGAAAUUCAGUGGGAGAUUUUAAGCAGAGUUUUUAAUGGGAAAAAAAAGAAAACAAAAUGUGGUGAAUGGAUGUUUUUUUUUAGUGUUUUUGUUGAUUCACCCAAACAUGUGGACGCCUCCUUAUCCUGAAUGCAAACAGUAUAAACCCUACACAUUGUAUUAUGUGCUUCUCUGCUCAUAAAAAAGAGCUCUAUUACAGCUGAAAACCCCUCAGUACAGUGUGACGUGGCUUUAAACAACAAUAUCUGCUUCUGCUGCUUUAAUUUUAAAGGGAUAUUCUGGCGUAAAAUUAAUUUAGGGUCAAACACACCGUAACACCGAGUUAGACACCCCCUCAAGAGAUGAAUGUUGCCGACCACUUACUUCUGUAGUUAAACCAACUUUAGAAAUGACCACAUGAUAGCAAUACACAGCGGUCUAUGGAACCACACACAAACCUCAACCAAAACGCCACUCUAUAGCCACAAAUAAUGCUCAGAACAGCACCUAAAUUCAUCAACAGUACAUAUAGGGUCCCAGCCACAGCACUAGCCACCAAACAUCUUUUUAACUUUGCCUGAUUUCUUUAGCAAAGAGUCGAAACACAACUCACCUACUCUCUUCCAGCAGCCACUUGUUUGUAGCGAGACCUCAGGCUAGUUCAUCACCGACUGAGGCGGAGUUUCGCAGCUCAAGAAAGAACAUUUAUGAUCAUUACUUACUGCAGAAGUGGUUGUUCUUUUGCUUAAGUGUCUCCGUCUGACUGCAUUUCCAUGAAGAAAUGAUCAUAAAUGUUCUUCCUUGAGCUGCGUCACCCCGCUGUAGUCCGUAAUGGACUGGCCCGGGGUCACGCUACAAACAAGCGGCUGCUGGAAGAGAGUAGGUGAGUUGUGUUUAGUCUCUUUGCUAAAUAUAUUAGGCAAAGUUAAAAAGAUGUUUGGUGGUUGGAACAGUAACACUUAUAUGUACUGUUAAUGAAGUUAGGUGCUGUUCUGAGCAUUAUAGAGUGGCGUUUUGGUUGAGGUUUGUUUAUGGCUCCUCAGACCGCUGUGUAUUGCUAUUGUGCUGUCGUUACUAAAGUUGGUUUAACUAGAGAAGCAAGCAGUCGGCAACAUUCAGCUCUCGACGGGAUGUCUAACUCGGUGUUCCGGUGUGUUUGACUCUAAAUUAAUUUUUCACCGGAAUAUCCCUUUAAGUCUAACAAAGAUCAGAGAUAAUGUUUGACAGCUUCUACUUUGCUGUCUACGGUCUUGACUUGUUUUGUAAUCAGAGAAUACUAAUUUGAAUUUGCAGUGGGCGUUCUUGUGAUCACUUUCCAGCUUCACUGACACCUUUUGUUGAGAAUACAACUUUGAGUGAAGUACUUCUGUGUUUUCAUGACAGGGCGAAAACCAGCGACUGCUAACCGUCUGUGGCCAGCCACACACACCGCCAGCUCUGGCAGCAAAGUAAACUUCGGCAGGGAACUCCAGCUCUCUCCUAACCUCUGUGCCCUUCUUCGUCUCCUCACCUCAACAGCCAGCUGUCCUCCCUUAAACGCUUACUUUUUAAAUCCCAGCUAAGUAGCAUUUUUCAGCCACCCCACACCUCCCUUGUUUUUCUCUGACUAGGAGCAAGUUACUCCUAAAUCCGCCUUAGUCCUCCUCACAGCUUUCCCAAAUCUCCUCAUCCCCUCUAAACUGUUUACAGCCGACACUUCAACAUUCUUUGAAGAGAGCACAUUUUAUCAGAUAGACACACCAGCGCUUUAUCCCUCUGCCACAAGCUGUCCUGCUUCUGGAGUCACACAUUUCUUUAUUUUUGCUUUCAUUUUAAUAUUUGCCGCUUUGUCAUUCUGCUCAUUGCAUUUAUGAAAUUUAAACGUGAUCAUAGGGGCUAUGCAUUGCCAAUUUACAACGCUGUUCAUAUUUGUAUUUUUAGAUAACCUUUUUUGCAGAGGGGGAAAUGAAAAUAUUCUAUUUUUUAUAAGAGAUUACUUGAAGUUUUUCACAAAGACGGGGGAAGAGUGGUUUAUGAGAAGCACCGCCUCCUCCUAGAUGAGAAAUUCAGUGGCAUGUAAUGUUUUUCAUGAUGUACAUAAUGUUCUUUUUAAAAAGAUGUGUGUAAAAAGACAUAUUUUUGCUUGUAAGAGAGAGAAAAGAUGGAUGACAAUGUUACAUAUUUGGAAACCGUAGAGAAGCUGAUUUGAUGACUUGUUCUCCUUUUGAAAUGAAUUUGUCUUAAGUUUUUCUUUAUCUUAGAGUGUAAUCUACAAAUAAAACUGGUAUUGUCUAGUUUGCAUAACAA
Xyrichtys novacula (pearly razorfish) is the source of this 14081-nucleotide messenger RNA. NCBI's taxonomy places the organism in Eukaryota, Metazoa, Chordata, Actinopteri, Labriformes, Labridae. The record is from the annotation of a GenBank genome assembly.